Messenger RNA from Polistes canadensis, 1402 nucleotides. It is a transcript of the gene Y-f, whose product is annotated as protein yellow-like. The transcript is spliced from 6 exons. The coding region runs from base 49 to 1242 and encodes 397 amino acids. The record is from RefSeq and is a predicted model, not a curated record. Gene Ontology annotation, cellular component: extracellular region. NCBI's taxonomy places the organism in Eukaryota, Metazoa, Arthropoda, Insecta, Hymenoptera, Vespidae.
CCUUGUACCGUUCUCUGGAAGACUAGUUCUUUGUUCCCAAACGGUAGAAUGUAUAUUUUAUUUUUAUUAUUCCUGGCUGUUGCCAGUGGCCAUACUUUCGAUAAACUUUAUUCCUGGAAACAAGUUAAUUUUAAUUUUCCGAAUGAAAAUAUCCGAGAAGCUUACAUCAAAUCAGGAGAUUACAUAGAAGAAAAUAAUUUGCCUCUGGGUCUGGCAGUUUCGAAAGAUAAAAUGAUAAUUACUGUCCCUAGAUGGAAGAAUGGUGUAUUCUCUAAUUUAAAUUAUGUAUGGUUAAAUGACACUAGUGAAUCACCAAUAUUAACUCCAUAUCCUGAUUUUGAAUCGAACGAUAUAAAUAUGACAGAUAGUAUAGUAAGCAUAUUUCGUGUUAGAAUCGAUGAAUGUAAUCGUCUUUGGGCUGUCGAUACAGGAAUAGAUGAUAUUUAUGGUAAAUCUACGGUCAUACAACCUGCCAGGAUCAUAGUGUUCGAUCUAAAUACAGAUAAGAUCAUUCGAAAAUAUACUUUAAAGGAUUCUGAUCAAAAACCCAACUCCUUUAUAGCUGAUCUCGUUGUGGACUCAAAACCUGAUGCUUGUGAAGAUGCUUAUGCUUAUCUUACAGAUUUUUCAGGCUACGGUUUGGUAGUUUACAGUUGGGCUAAGAAUAAUUCCUGGAGAAUCGAGCACAAUUACUUUAACUUCGAUCCAUUACAAGGUGAUUAUAAUAUCAGCGGUUAUAAUUUUCAAUGGACCGAUGGUCUCUUUGGUCUUGCCUUGACUCCGUUCCAAGUUGACGGAUACCGGACUCUUUACUUUCACGCUAUGUCUGGAAUAACAGAGUUCUACGUGUCAACUGAGGUUUUACAAGAUGAUACGUUAACCCUAUCAAAUAAUUACCAUGCGUUCCACGUUGCUGGAAACAAAGGACCAAAGAGCCAAGGACCUUCGUCGGUUAUUGACCAGGAAACUCGAAUCGCCUAUUUCACUCAAGUACAAAAGAAUGGAAUAAGUUGUUGGGACACCGAUGUGAAAUUGACUCCAGAGACGUUUAUUCUGAUAGGCCAAGAUAAUGAAACAAUGGUUUAUCCAAAUGAUUUAGCUAUCGAUAAUGAUUCAAAAAAAUUAUAUGUGCUAUCUGAUAAUUUACCUAAAUUUGAACGCUCUAAUUUAAGUAAGAAAGAAAGUAAUUAUUUCAUUACCGUAGCUUCUUUGGAUUCGAUUUCCAAAUAUUGUAAAGCUUAAAUUCUGAUGUAAUUUCAAUUACGAUAGACAUAUUUUUUAAUCCAUUUAAAAUACAUAAAAUGCUUAAUUAUUAAAUAUUCGUAUAUAUAAUUUCUAAAAUAACAAAACUUUAAUAUGAAUGUAAAAUGAAGUUCAACUAUAUAUUUUAUUUCUUAUAAUU